GGCACUUCUGUCGAAAACUGUCGUCAACCUCCUUCAAAGUUUACAUCGUUUUCAGACGUUGUCUAACAUCUUUAAUUAAUGGGAACAUUUUACACGGCUUCUCUUAAAUAACGCAGGACGUAAACAUAGCGCGAUGAGCUCCAAACUGCUAGCAAGUGCCGCACUGUCGGCGUCUUCCAAUAUGGUGCUACAGCUGAUGUUUCGUCUGCUGACGUUUGCGCUGAACGCGUUCAUCGUUCGCUACAUCUCGCGCGACACGCUCGGCGUCGUCAACGUGCGUCUGCUGCUGCUCUACUCCACCGCCAUGUUCGUCGCCGGGGAAGCUUUCAGACGCGCGUGUCUCGGGGCGGCGACGCACAGCUCCCCCUGGAGGCAGACAGUCAACCUGCUCUGGUGCUCGGUUCCCUUGUCGGUGCUUUGCGUGAGCAUUCUGGGAUACGUCUGGGUGUCGUGGCUGGAUCAGCCCGAUCCAGCAGACAUUCCGCAUUACGGCGUCGGUGUAGCUGCGUUUGCUGUCUCCGUUGUCAUGGAGAUGAUCUCACUUCCUCUGCUCGUCAUGUCACAGGCGAUGCUGUUCAUUAGAUUGAAGGUGGUAGUAGAAGGGAUAGCGAUCAUUGUGAGAUGUGUGUUGACAGCUCUACUGGUCGCUUUCUACCCUCACCUUGGAAUACUUUCCUUCUCUGUGGCACAGCUCGCCUACUCGUUCACGCAAAUGUCACUGUACUAUGGAUACUUCGUCUACAUCACGUCGCCACGGUCGGACGGCUCUCACGACCUCCCGUUCGCCUCCGUGAGGGAUUUCUUUCCCCGGAGCGCUCCCGGACAGGCCUGGAUCAGCGGUGAGCAAGCAGCUCUGGUGUGGAGCUUCUUUCAGCAGGGAUUCCUAAAGCAGCUGCUGACGGAUGGAGAGAGAUACAUGAUGACUUUCUUCAGCAUGCUCAGUUUUGGCGAUCAGGGCGUUUACGACAUCGUGAACAACCUCGGAUCGUUAGCGGCGCGGUUCAUAUUUCUGCCAAUAGAGGACGCUGGUUACCUGUUCUUCGCACAGAUACUUGAUAGGUCGCAGUCUGCCGUGAAACAGGAGAAGGAAUCGGUAGCACUGGCGGCCAGAGUUCUCCGACUCUUGCUCCACCUGGUGCUGCUUGUUGGAGUCGUGAUUCUCGUGUUUGGGUACGCCUACUCGUAUCUCCUGCUUGAUCUGUAUGGGGGCGCCACUCUCAGUUCCGGAACCGGUCCAAAUCUGCUGAGGUGGUAUUGUGUUUAUGUGCUGCUUAUUGCCAUUAAUGGAACCAUGGAGUGCUUUGUCUUUGCUUCGAUGACCAAGGAACAGGUUAGCAGGUAUAACGAGAAGAUGCUGGCAUUCUCGAUGAUGUUGACUGCAUCGUGGCUUCUAACUCGUCACCUAGGCAGCGUCGGCCUCAUCCUAGCUAACUGCCUCAACAUGAUGCUGCGCAUCACUCACAGUGUUUAAUACGUCUAUUCACUACUUCAAUGUCGACUGAGCA
This is a messenger RNA of Priapulus caudatus, 1505 nucleotides long. RefSeq names its product protein RFT1 homolog. The record is from RefSeq and is a predicted model, not a curated record. Gene Ontology annotation, cellular component: endoplasmic reticulum membrane. Gene Ontology annotation, biological process: dolichol-linked oligosaccharide biosynthetic process; glycolipid translocation. Lineage: Eukaryota; Metazoa; Priapulida; Priapulimorpha; Priapulimorphida; Priapulidae.